This is a messenger RNA of Cajanus cajan (pigeon pea), 1952 nucleotides long. Its product is annotated as Ubiquitin carboxyl-terminal hydrolase family protein. NCBI's taxonomy places the organism in Eukaryota, Viridiplantae, Streptophyta, Magnoliopsida, Fabales, Fabaceae. Gene Ontology annotation, molecular function: RNA binding. The record is from RefSeq and is a predicted model, not a curated record.
UCUAUCUUUCUACAUUAAAUCUUAAGCAUGUCUCUUUUGUUAGCUACAAGGGCAUUACAAUAAGCCUUAUCACAUGGUGCAACCUCCCACUCUCAUAGCCUGGGAAUUUCGUGUUCCUCUCAGCAACUGCGAUGCUUGGUCACGGCUGUGUGACGCUGCGUUUCGGCGUGAGGCACAAAUCGAGCGGCGGAAGAAGGCCGAAGAAGAAAACUUACCACAGAGUGAGCGAACUAGACCGAGUGAUGGAGCUUCGCAAGAAGCCUUCGAUGAUUCUCCACCUCGCCUCCCUCCUCCAAUCCCAUUCCCUCUUCCUCCGCGACCUCGAGAAGAACGUCGGCUUCGUCCGCAAAUGGGCCUUCAUGGGCCUCAUCCAGAAGCACCCCUCUGUCUUCCGCGUCACCGGGACCCCCCCUUCCGUCUCCCUCACGCCCCGGGCCCACCGCCUGGCCCACCAGGAGGCCUGCGCCCGUGCCUCCAUGGAACCCCUCUUGGUUACUAACUUGCGCAAGCUGCUCAUGCUCUGCGUCGAUUGCAGGCUGCCACUCCACACGGUUGAGCUUAUUGGGCCUGAGUUGGGCCUGCCCCAGGAUUUUAACCACUGCUUGAUCGCCAAGUACCCUCAGUUUUUCGCUGUUAGGCGUUUCGGAAGAAGGGAUUGUCUCGUCUUGGAGGAUUGGGAUUCCACUUUGGCUGUCACUGCAAGAGAGACUAGGUUGGCACAGGAAGGAGUUGUGAAGCUGAAGACAGAUGGGGAUCAGAAGAAGGUGAAGAUUUCAAGAGAUGGGAACUAUGUUGGUCCAUUUGCAUUCAAAAUGAAUUUUCCUUCUGGUUUUAGGCCAAAUGUUGGUUUCCUUGAGCAGCUUGAGAGGUGGCAGAAGUUGGAGUUUCCUUCACCUUAUUUGAAUGCGAGGAGGUUUAAUGCUACUGAUCCAAAAGCUCGAAAACGGGUCGUGGCAGUGAUUCAUGAGCUCCUCAGCUUGACUAUGGAGAAGAGGAUGACAUCUGCACAGUUGGAUGCAUUUCAUGCAGAGUGUCUUUUGCCAUCUCAAUUGUUGCUUUGCUUGAUAAAGCAUCAAGGGAUAUUUUACCUCACUAACAAAGGUGUAAGGAGUACUGUCUUCCUCAAAGAUGCAUACCUUGGUUCCAACUUGGUAGAUAAGUGUCCUUUGUUGCAAUUUUAUGAUAAGUUUAUGGCACUCUGUGGUAGAGGAAAUAUUGAUAUGUGUGACAACAAGAAUUCUUUACCCACAGUUGUUUAGAAGUUGAAUUUGAUUGGUUUUUCAGUGAUGUGUGGGUACUGCAUCCCUUCCUAAUUGGGAAAGGAUGAGAAGUUAAACAUGGAAGUGUAUGCAGUUGUAAGGAUAUAAUUUUAUACUUGAAGAAAAAUCAUGGAAGUACAUAAUCAACUGAUACUUUGACAUCAAUUUUUUCUUUUUUUUUGGUUUGGGAAUACUGGUUACAACCAGAAAGGCUAUGAUCAAAAGUGAUAAUUGACUUCAUCAAAUUAGAUUAUUUUCAUUGUUCACCUCAUGCAGGCGAUUGAAAUGAUUCGGAAAAGUUUUAUCAUGUGAAAUUCAGACACUCUUGGUUCUUGGCACGUGUAGUUGUCAAUUUGCAGUCAGGUGUAACAUGUCACUAUGUGAGCAAAAUAAUAAAAAGGGAUAUCCAAUUAUUGAAUUGGAGGAUGGAAAGUUAGUUGUAAGGAAUGGUCACAUGGAGGCAGAUUCGGGAAUUAUGGACCAGAGGAAAAGCAUGAGACCUAGGAGAAAGAAUAUUUUAUUGGAAAACUUUGUGGAGUGAGAUCAUUAUGCGUGUGAUAUGCUUCUCUCUGAUAAUUCUCCCUUAUGUGCUCUUGCUUCUUUUCUGCAUUCUGAUCCGAUUUCUCCUUGUAUUGAUUCAGGUUCUGAGUAGACUUCUAUAAGGAAUCAUUCUUUUGCUACUAUUUGCUGUCA